Messenger RNA from Zasmidium cellare ATCC 36951, 1068 nucleotides. RefSeq lists its product as uncharacterized. Lineage: Eukaryota; Fungi; Ascomycota; Dothideomycetes; Mycosphaerellales; Mycosphaerellaceae. Gene Ontology annotation, cellular component: nucleus. The transcript has a single exon. The record is from RefSeq and is a predicted model, not a curated record. The coding region runs from base 1 to 1068 and encodes 355 amino acids. Gene Ontology annotation, molecular function: cyclin-dependent protein serine/threonine kinase activity; ATP binding. Gene Ontology annotation, biological process: protein phosphorylation.
AUGGGCUACCUAGAGGAAGGCAGAGUAUUGAAAUCCGAAAAUGGCAAAACCUAUCUAGCGGUCAGCAGCCUCGGACAAUCAAACGUCUGGACCGGCGUUGAGGACACAGGGACCGAAAAAGACAACUUCAGCAACGUCGUGGUGCUCAAAGCCCCCUCUGAAGAAGACGAGCAGGAUACUUGGCCACAAUUCGUCCACGAAAUGAUCAUGCACGAGCUUUUCAAGGAGGCUCCCCACAUCCGCAAACAGAUCGAUCGCAUCCCCCCUGUCAAAGAGAACAGCUCGCCUCCUGUUCUCAUAUUGGAGAUGUUCCAGAUGACACUAUGGCAAGCUCGAGCGAAGCGACCUCUAUCCCGCCUGGAGAUUGCAGCCAUUGUGAAGGGGAUUCUGGAAGCUUUGCAGGUAAUCCACGCAAAUGGCUUAGUCUACAGCGACUUCAAGAUGGAGAAUGUGAUGGUAAAUGGCUUCGACCCACAUGCACAAUCCCAUGGAAGUUGCCUCUCCGUCAAGCUUGGAGACCUCGGGACAGUCAUGUAUCCUGCCAGUGGGACCGCCCAACCCGUUGCGUAUCGGGCCCCUGAGGUGUUCUUCAAGGAGGAAAUCACAUCAGCGGCGGACAUCUGGGCUGUUGGUUUAAUAUACUCGCACCUCCUCGAAGCACGAAGCAACUUCUCGGAAACUGGCUUGUACGAUGAUCUGCAUUCUAGUUCUGGCCUGAUGGAUGAGCGAAUCCAGGCGAUGAGACACGCUCUCGCAAACGAUUACGAUCUGAGAAAUGUCCCCUACUACAAAGACUGCAUCCUACCACAUCGCGACGAAGAUCACGCACAUGGAAAUCACUGGGAGAGCCUGCGGAAGAAGGGCAUGGAAGAGCUAGAUGUGACAUUCCUGCAGAGGAUUUUGAAGGCAAAUCCAAAGGAAAGACCGUCAGCCAAAGCGAUCUUGAACAGUCAAUGGUUUUCCGGUGGGCUUCUGGCGAGAGAGUUUUUGGAGGUGGUGACUGAUGGAGCCUCUGAUCGGCUGCCGUGGCCGGAUAUACCUGAACGAUUAAAUCUGGUUGAAACAUGA